This is a messenger RNA of Botrytis byssoidea, 342 nucleotides long. RefSeq lists its product as uncharacterized. Gene Ontology annotation, molecular function: methylated-DNA-[protein]-cysteine S-methyltransferase activity. The transcript has 3 exons. Bases 1 to 342 code for a protein of 113 amino acids. NCBI's taxonomy places the organism in Eukaryota, Fungi, Ascomycota, Leotiomycetes, Helotiales, Sclerotiniaceae. Gene Ontology annotation, biological process: DNA repair. The record is from RefSeq and is a predicted model, not a curated record.
AUGACAAGUAUCACAGAUUUCCAAAGGAAAGUCUACACUCUUCUCCUCCAGAUUCCUGCAGGAAAAGUCUCCUCUUACGCCUCUCUUGCCAAAGCUCUCUCAACUGCACCUCGAGCAGUUGGGGGGGCUUUGAGACGAAAUCCUUAUGCUCCGCAGGUUCCGUGUCAUCGAAUUAUCUGUGCUGAUGGGGCAAUCGGGGGGUUCAAGGGCGAAGCGCAGAAUGCCCCGUCAGGCGUUAAUCAAAAUGAAAAGUUGGGAUUGUUGAAGAGUGAGGGAGUUGAGUUUGAUGAGAAUGGUCAAUUAAAGGAUGAAGACAGGUGGUGGGACGAUUUCCGUGUUUGA